Anopheles arabiensis is the source of this 3628-nucleotide messenger RNA. RefSeq lists its product as uncharacterized. The record is from RefSeq and is a predicted model, not a curated record. The transcript has a single exon. Bases 29 to 1117 code for a protein of 362 amino acids. NCBI's taxonomy places the organism in Eukaryota, Metazoa, Arthropoda, Insecta, Diptera, Culicidae.
CCGAAAAGCAUAGUGGUUUGAAACGGGAAUGCAAUCCCUCAAUGAAAAAAAAACUUCCAAAUUAGACACUGCGGUUACGGAUGACACUAUUCGGAAGGUUAUGGAAAGUGUCAUAUUAGAAACAAUGGGUAAAAGUUGUAAUAUAACCAAACGAAAGCCCAUUGUAGCCAUUGGCACUACUCACAGUAUAGAGUUGAAUGAUAAGCCACUUCAACUUACAUGUAAUAAUGAUAACAGUGUCCAUAACUGUCAAACGCCAAACGUGUCUACAGAAGAUGUUUCAUUAGCCUUAGAAUUAACAUCUCUAGAAGAGCAUACUUUAGAAUCCAGCGUAGUAAUAUCUUCAAAAACGAUAACAAGCAAGUUCAAGCAAAAACUAAAUUCAUCAUUGCAUCAUAAUCCAAGAGAAUCUGAACCGCAAAUUUCAUCUGGUGAGAAGGAUAAAGAUCACAAUUCAAAAGAGCUAAACCACCUGAUAAACGAAUCGUAUUAUACAGCUGAUGCUCUCCACGAUUCAAACAUCAAAUCACUCACUGUAAAUAAUAAUAAUAACAAUAAUAACACCAAUAACAAUAAUGAUAGCAAAGGUAAUAAACUAGCUUCAAAAACACUGAAAGUAAAUAAGAGUAAGAGAAAACCAAAAACUACAAAAAAAGAGAGCAUCAGUAAAAUUUCUUCGAUGUCAGCUGGAAAACAACGCAAAGCCACUCAAAAAAAAAUGAAAAACAUUGCUUACGACCCGGAUAGUGACUAUGAGCAGAGCAUCAAGUGUAAAAAGGUAAAAAGUAAAUUAUUGGAAAAUGAUAUUGAAGCUAACUUGAAAAUAGAACAGCUUCAAUCAACGUUGUUGAAUUCUGAUGAUAAUGGCAUUUUGUUAACGACGUCUCGCCGUAAGCGAAAUGCUGGAGAUAUGUUGUACUAUUGGUCAUCUAGCAGCGACGAAGAGUUACAUGUAGAAGGAAAAAAUCUUGUUGGUGGAGCGAAAGAAUAUGACGACAUUAAAAAAAAAUAUGGUCGUCGCCGCCAUUGUAAAUCUGUGACCAUUAAUUCUUCGUUAGGGAACAAACGUGGUCGUAAAAGAAACAAUGUGAAAGCCCAAAAUCAAUAUCGAAUGUAGGUAAUGCCAGUGAUGAUGCUACUAGCGCCCAAAAUGAUGAAACUGUAUUGAAAAAAAUGCAGGUAAGCUCGCCAAGCAAAGAAAUGCGUUCUUUGGCCACUGUUGAAAGAUCAAAGCCAUUAACAUUAAUGUCAGCAAGCAAGACAGGCUGCAAAAAGCAGCUACUGACAAAAGUUGAAAAUGACAACUCAUUGUUAGUACAGAAAAUUCCUAUGCAAAUAGUAGAAGAAACAUCUACUACCAGCAACGAACAAUUGCAGCAGCAUGGUUGGAUAAUGGGCGAUUCACAUAAGAAGCUCGUAACGAUGUUGGCACAUGCUAAAGGAAAACAUGAUAGUCGAAAAUUCACGAACAAUCGUAAAAAGUAAAAGAAAAAAAAUUGAUAGCUAAUUAGAGAAGUAUAGUAUAGUAAGUAUGUCCUCAUAUGUUCAGUUACGUAUUAUACACUGCAAUUUGACUCACGGUAAAGUAGACAUAAUGUGUGAUAGUAACAAUGUUUUGAUGUUUAUCAACAUGUCAAUGACUGUCUAAAUCAAAAUAUAAAAGAUGCAUUAAUUAUCAGAAGUUAUUAUAAAGCCAAGAAUAUGUUACAGUAGCAUGCAAAAAUAUACGUUGAAGAACGAUUUUAAUAGUUUCUUCUCCUCACCAAUAUCGGAUUACUCACGGAUUACAUAACCGAGACGUGAUAUAUGACUAUGAUUUCGAAUGAUAGUAAAUGGUAUCAUGAAAAAGCAAAAUGUAUUAUGUAUACUAAAAUGAACUAUUAAUUUUACUUCGAAUAAAGCAACACUGUAUAUUCUUAGGUAUUAAGUCCUACUUAAUCGACCAUAAGCCGCUCAUAAUAAUUUCCGCGAUAACAAAAUUUAUGUUUGCUAGUUUUGAAAAAAUCACAACAAAGAUAAAAAAUGGUAGAUGCGAAAGAAAUAGAAAUUACAGCAUAACAGAAUCAAUAUUCUGUUUGCAAUCGCAAUCAACAAAGCAUGCGUGUAAAAUUGAGAAGUACACACAAAAGAUUUAUAAAGUAUUUUGUUUUAAAUAAAAUGAACAAUACUGCAAUAUUUCCUUCAUUUCCGUUAAGGUAUACACGAUAUGGUGAAGCAUUUCAAAAAUAUUGCAUACCAUUCGAGUAAUAACACAGUAUAUUCCAAAUGUAUCGAAUGUGACAUGUGUAGCAUUGUACAGUACUUUUUAAAGAUAAUACAAUCUAAACGUAACACACAACAAAAUAUGCAAUAAUCAUAAACUCCAUCAUGUAUAUUAAAUCUGUACUCAUGCCCGUUGUAUGAGCUUUGGCUAGGAAAAUUAAUGCGCAAAACAGAUACGUAUUUAUUAGUUUAAGUAAAUGAAACAGGAAUCUUCUAAAAUUUUGUAAGACGUGGAUUUGAUUUUGAGCCUGGAAAAAAUGUAUCUACUUAUUCUUGUUUGAUGAUUUAUUCAUUUUAUUAUAUUGCAUUGCAUUUGUUGUAGCUAAUUCUUCAAGCAGGCGAAUGAUGUUAUGAUUCAUUUUUAUUUGUUUGAUACAUAUUAUGGAUUACAAUUAAUGGCAAAAAAUGACUUUCACACGAAAUAUAUACGUUUGGUUAUACCGUGUUCAAUGUACAUCGGAUAUGAAGCAUUUGGUUUGAUUCUUCUAGUUUGUAAUCACAGUAGUGUGAGGAUUUAAUGUUGAACCGAAACUAAUAAACAAACACAAACAUUUUAUGUAAAGAUAACAUCGUAUAAAAUAUUUCACUAAUGUAGCACUUGCAAAAAAUCACUAUGUAUAGUUGACCAUUAGUAUACUUGUAGAAAAAUUUAUGUAUCUUAAAUAAUGUUAUAUGCAAUGACGAAUGAUCUCAAUGAAGGCAAGUAAUAUGGACUAAUCAGACGCAAGAGAUAUGUGACGUAUAACUGUAACAUUUUAAACCAUUUGUGUGGCAAACAUGGGCAGCAUUUGCGUAUAACUAAUCUUACAAGUAGUAAGUCACGUGCUUUAGGUGGAGGUACACUAAAAGGCAUAAAUCAAUAUUUUAUGUAUAAAAUAAUGUUAUAAAAUCAAUAAACAUUAGUAAAUCGGAAUCUGUAGUUUCAACCAAGAAAUAAGAGUAUAAAUAUUUUUUACAAAACAUCAAUAUAUGAAAUAGAAACAAUGAAACAUACAAAGGAUAGAUGAAUUGUGAAUCUGUGUCUAAUUAACAUUAAAUUGUCUUUGUAGAACAAAAACGAACAGCAUAGUAAUUGCAAAAUGCAAAAAUCCUCUCAGAACUAUAUUUUACGACUGCCAUAGAAGUUUAGUUCAUAUGGCGUUAUUCUAUAAGUACAAGUGAAGAUUAGGAUGAUGCUGGAUAAGGGCAGAGUCUUCACGACUAAACAGAAGCUACAAUUAGUGCUUACAAUUAUGCUUCUAUUGUUUAAUGUACACAAUCAUACAUAAAUAAGUGACAUCCUCAUCAUAUAAUCGCAUGGAUAUUAUUCUUAUCCCAAUUGAAUAGUAAACGAUGCCUCUAUGCUAAGUAUUAUGUUAUGUGUUAA